Molecule: messenger RNA, 3687 nt
Organism: Pimephales promelas (fathead minnow)
Lineage: Eukaryota; Metazoa; Chordata; Actinopteri; Cypriniformes; Leuciscidae
Source: RefSeq, a predicted model, not a curated record
GGAGCGGAAAUUGAAAGGCGCCAUUUGCUAGUUGUACGGCGCGGGGAAGCUCGAGCAUAAGGAGCUGAAUAACAAUAAAACGGGGGCGAAAACGCAGGAUUCCGCGACGCAAAACAUUCGCGAUCCAUCCGAAUGGAGGCAGCCAUCAACCCGUCUCUUGACAGGUAGUAUUGGCGUGCCUUCGGAGCCUAUAAACUAAUCCUAUGCGUGUCUGUAAUCACAAAGGAUGAGGAAAAGGGGAGGAAGCGUUUGUUUACAAGUUCAUUUUCUUUCUUGUAUCUCAUAGUGGAUGUUAAAACGGCGUUUAAAACGAGUUCCAGCCUUUAUAAUAAUAGCAUGCAGCGAGCAUCACUGUGUUGUGGGUCUGUACUGCAUCAUUUCCCUCCGCCAUCUUCAGCAUUUAAAGGGCCACACUCACUGAAACACACAUAAUCAGUUCUGUGGGAGUGAGUCUGUCUGUCAUGAGUGGGAUGGAGCCGAGUUCGGGAAAGCGGAUCCGUAAACCGUCUCUGCUGUACGAGGGCUUCGAGAGCCCGUCUCUGCCCCACGCGCCUCCACCCGGUCCUCCUCCACCCCAACAGCCCUCGGUGAACGACUCGGGCCGACUGGGACGCACCACCAACCAGCUGCAGUUCCUACACAAGGUCCUGGUCAAAGCGUUGUGGCGGCAUCAUUUCGCGUGGCCUUUUCAUGAACCCGUGGACGCAGUCCGACUCGGCUUACCUGACUACCAUAAGAUCAUUAAACAGCCGAUGGACAUGGGCUCCAUCAAGAGACGGCUGGAGAAUAACUACUACUGCAGCGCCGACGAAUGCCUGCAGGACUUCAAUACCAUGUUCACUAACUGCUACAUUUACAAUAAGCCCACAGAUGACAUUGUGCUGAUGGCACAGUCUCUGGAGAAGGUCUUCUUACAGAAAGUUGCCCAGAUGCCCCCGGAUGAGGUCGAGUUUCUCCCUCCGACUCCUAAAGGUAGAGGAGCUAAAACCAUUAAAGGUCGCAGAGGCAGAGGGGGAGGAAGUGUGCAGACGGCUCACCAGGUGCCGGCGGUGUCUCAGUCGGCCUACUCUCCGUCAUCCCCCGAGACGCCAGAUUCACGCUUCUCCACUCCUCCACAGACCCUGCUGAGCAACACCGGCCCUCCCACACCACUGAUGACCCCCCCACCCACUCAACCCACGGCAAAGAAGAAGGGCGUGAAGCGUAAAGCCGACACCACCACUCCCACUACCCUCGGCUUCCCCGUGACCUCGGCGGCUCGGAUGGGAGGAAUGGGGAAAGGUCACGGAGAGAUUCCUCACUCUCUGUCCUCCACGCCUGUAAUCUGCUCUCCCGGUACAGGAGUGAACGAGCCCACGCUCCUCCAGCCCGCCUCGGGUCGACCCCUGUCCCGUCGGCCAAUCAAACCUCCCCGUAAAGACCUCCCCGAGUCCGUGCGACCCCAUCAGCCCUCGCGGCGCGGGAAACUUAGCAAGCAGCUUCGCUACUGUAGCGGCGUCCUUAAAGAACUGCUGUGCAAGAAACAUGCGGCGUACGCCUGGCCCUUCUACAAACCCGUGGACACGUCAACACUGGGCCUGCACGACUACAACGACAUCAUCAAACACCCCAUGGACCUCAGCACCAUCAAGAGGAAGAUGGACGAGCGCGAGUACAGAGAUGCCCAGCAGUUUAGCGCUGAUGUCAGGCUCAUGUUCUCCAACUGCUACAAGUACAACCCUCCCGAACAUGACGUGGUCAGCAUGGCACGGAAACUGCAGGACGUGUUUGAGUUUCGCUUCGCCAAAAUGCCCGACGAGGUUUCGGAGGAAGAGGAAUUGUCUCCUAUUCCAUUGGGACGGAACAGGGGCAUGCUGGGAAUGCACCACUCCUCCUCUUCAUCAUCCUCCUCGUCCUCUUCAUCCUCCUCUUCCUCUUCGUCGGAGAGCGAGCCGAGCAGCGACAGUGAGCCGAGCUCGGACAGCGAGGAGGAGCGAGCUCAACGCCUGGCCCAACUACAGGACCAGGUGUGUACUCAGCUCAGAGCGGUGCACGAGCAGCUCGCCGCCCUCUCAUCUGGCCCGAUCGUCAAACCCAAAAGAAAACGAGAGAAAAAGAAGGACAAGAAGAAGAAAAAGAAGCCGGAGAAGCGCAGAGCAAGUCGGAGUGUGGCUGACGAACGGGACAAAGUGCCUAAAAGCAAAUCGAGCCGAGCGUCACUGUCAUCCACACAGAGCAAGAAAACCCCGGCCAAGAAAAGCAGCAAAAACAAGAACACGAAGAAAUCGGCCUCGUCAUCUCGUUUUGCUCCGGCCGCCCCCGUGUGCUUACCCCACUACGACUCUGAGGAAGAAGAGGACGGUCUUCCCAUGAGUUACGAUGACAAGCGGCAGCUCAGUCUGGAUAUCAACAAGCUUCCCGGGGAGAAACUGGGGCGCGUGGUCCACAUCAUCCAGUCUCGAGAGCCCUCGCUGCGGGACACCAACCCCGAGGAGAUCGAGAUCGACUUCGAAACGCUGAAGCCGUCCACGCUGCGCGAGCUGGAGCGCUACGUCAUGACCUGCCUGCGCAAGAAGCCCCGCAAACCGUAUGGUGAGCUGAGAUUUGAUGAUCUGGUGAAGAAGGAAGGAGGGAAGAGUCGAGAGGAUCUGGCCCUGGAGAAGAAGAGAGAGCUGGAGAGAAGGUUACUAGACGUGAGCGGACAACUGAACUCCGCCAAGAAACCCCAGAAACCCAAAGUGGAGAAGCCCAGCGUUGUGGACCCUCACACAGCGUCGUCACGCCUCAGCGCCAGCAGCUCCAGCUCAGACUCUUCCUCAUCCUCCUCAUCCUCGUCCUCAUCCGACUCCAGCGACUCCGACUCCAGGUGAAGAACUGGGAAUUCUGGGAAGCGUUCAGAUCCGUGCUCCUCCGCACACACGCUUUGUUUUCCGAGCUCCUGAUCCCAGGAUCUCUGGGCUUACUUCGGUGUAUAUAUAUAUAUAUAUAUAUAUAAAAAGAUGUAUAUAUCGUGUAGGAUGAUUUUUUUUUCUUUUAUAAAGAAGACUUUUACCAAAACGCCCAUAAUGGGAAACUCCGAUGAGAAUGUGUUAUCAUAACUACUUUUCUUAGUUGACGAAAUGGCUUGUUGUUUUGUUUUGCUUCCAUUUAAUUUACAUUUCUUGCUUCUGCUUUGAAUAUCCGGGCCGGUCGUUUUGAGCAAACAAAACAGAAAAGAUGCACGUUUUCAUGGGCAGAACAUAAGAACUACUUUGCAUUGGCUUUAAAGAGUUCAGGUUUCUGUGCGACUGUGUUGGGGUGUGUACAGUACCAUAUAAUAUUCCACAAUUUGAUCAAAUUCCACUUUCUGUCAUAAAUUUGUCUGUGAAGUGGCAUCAAUCUCAAACUAACAGCGGUAAUGCGCCGCCGGACUGGGUUUGUUCUUAAACGCUUCUCGGUUCAGGGGUUUGAAUGCGCUGGUUCAGUUCAGAGUGGGUCUGGUUUGUAGUCUAGCAACAGAACCCUCUUUUAUUUCCUGUAUAUAGUCCAUAAUAUCAUGAUCCUGGUUCUUUGUAUUUCUUCGCAUUAUUCUUUUUGAAUAUAUAAGACAACAGGCAGAUCCUUCAGACAUAAUAUUCCUGAUCUGCUGUAUAAUUAAGAGUUUAUGCACUCCAGAUUAUACUUUGGUUUUUAUUUGGAUGGAAAUACAAACACAACAAGUGAACUGUG